UGGCGCGGCGCGGGCCGCGGGUGUCCUGAGCGCAGCGCCCGCCGGGGGAUGCCAAGACGCGCUGCUGGCCCUGGCCAUGUCGUCGUCCUUCUUCAACCCCAGCUUCGCCUUCAGCUCGCACUUCGACCCCGACGGCGCCCCGCUCAGCGAGCUCUCCUGGUCGUCCUCCCUGUCUGUGGUGGCCGUGUCCUUCUCCGGGCUCUUCACCGUCAUCGCCUUCAUGCUGGCCUGCCUGUGCUGAGUUUGAGAAUGCUGAGGGGGAAGAGUACGCGGCCGACUUCUCGGCACAGGGCUCCCCGGCGGCAGCAGCUCAGAACGGGCCCGACGUGUACGUCCUGCCACUCACCGAGGUCUCCCUGCCUAUGGCCAAGCAGCCCGGGCGUUCAGGCUGGCAACCCACAUGGCAGAUGCAGGGCCCACACUCCAGAGGUUAAAGUGCAGCUGCUCAAGUCCACAGAUCUGGGCCGGCACAGCCUCCUGUACCUGGAGGAGAUUGGCCACGGCUGGUUUGGGAAGGUAUUCCUCGGGGAGGUGAACUCGGGCAUCAGCAGCACCCAGGUGGUGGUGAAGGAGCUGAAGGCGAGCGCCAGCGUGCAGGAGCAGAUGCAGUUCCUGGAGGAGGCGCAGCCCUACAGGGCCCUGCAGCACAGCAACCUGCUCCAGUGCCUGGCCCAGUGCGCCGAGGUGACGCCCUACCUGUUGGUGAUGGAGUUCUGCCCGAUGGGGGACCUCAAGGGCUACCUGCGGAGCUGUCGGGUGGCAGAGUCCAUGGCGCCCGACCCUCUGACCCUGCAGCGCAUGGCCUGUGAGGUGGCCUGUGGCGUUCUGCACCUGCAUCGCAACAACUAUGUGCACAGUGACCUGGCCCUGAGGAACUGCCUGCUCACAGCCGACCUGACGGUGAAGAUCGGCGACUAUGGCCUGUCUCACGGCAAAUACAGGGAGGACUACUUUGUGACGGCUGACCAGCUGUGGGUGCCACUGCGCUGGAUCGCGCCUGAGCUGGUGGACGAGGUGCACUGCAAUCUGCUGGUGGUGGACCAGACCAAGGCCAGCAACGUGUGGUCCCUGGGCGUGACCAUCUGGGAGCUCUUUGAGCUGGGAGCGCAGCCCUAUCCCCACCACUCCGACCGGCAGGUGCUGGCCUAUGCUGUCCGGGAGCAGCAGCUCAAGCUGCCCAAGCCCCAGCUGCAGCUGACCCUCUCUGACCGCUGGUAUGAGGUGAUGCAGUUCUGCUGGCUGCAGCCUGAGCAGCGGCCGACGGCCGAGGAGGUGCACCUGCUGCUGUCCUACCUGUGUGCCAAGGGUGCCACCGAGGCGGAGGAGGAGUUUGAGCGGCGCUGGCGCUCACUGCGGCCUGGCGGGGGCGGCGCGGGCCCCGGGCUGGGGGCGGCAGGCCUGGCACUGGGGGGCACGGGCGAGCUUGCGGCCACCUCAUCCUUCCCACUGCUGGAGCAGUUUGCUGGCGACAGCUUCCACACGGAUGGUGACGACGUGCUGACGGUGACCGAGACGAGCCGUGGCCUCAACUUCGAGUACAAGUGGGAAGCCGGCCGCGGCUCCGAGGCCUUCCCGCCGCCUGAGGGCGCACUGAGUCCGGGCCGAGACGCACGUCUGCAGGAGCUCUGCAUCCCUGACGGCGCUCCCCCAGGCGUGGUGCCGGUGCUCAGCGCUCACAGCCCCUCGGUGGGCAGCGAGUACUUCAUCCGCCUGGAAGACCCCGCGCCUGCCGCAGGCCACGACCCCGACUGCGCCGGCUGUGCCCCCAGCACCCUCGCCGCCACCCUGCGCCCCGACGGCAGUGACCACGACGAUGACUCUGACGGCAGCGAGGCCGCCUCGCUGGUCAUGGAGCCACUGCUGGGCCACGCGCUGCCCGCUGAUGGCCCCUGGGGCCACUUCGACUACUACCCAUGCAGGAGCCAUGCCCGUGACCUGCCUUGCACCUCACGCUCACCCUCACCCUCACCGGAGACCCCAAUGCUGGCGGAGCCCAGAGGAGAGGAUAUUGACUGGGGCGUGGGGGCAUUCUGCCCGCCCUUCUUUGAGGACCCGCUGGGCACAUCCCCCUCCGGGAGCUCUGGGACCCGACCGUCCCCAGGUGGGGAAGAGCUGGGGGAGGCUGAGAUGCCCAGGGCUGCCCAGCACAGACACUGGAGCUCCAAUGUAUCUGCCAACAACAACAGCGGCAGCCGAGCGCCAGAAUUCUGGGUCCUGGGCCUCUCAGGCUACACGGACUGCUGCCCUGGUGUGAAGCAGGCCCUACAGACCGUCCCUGAGCUGGGCCAUCCUCUGAUCCCAGAGGACCGUAGAGAGCCUCUCCUUGGGCCAAAGGGGGCCUCCUCUGGUAAGAAGCUGGGCCGCUGCCUUGGCCUCCCCCAUCUGUAUCCUGCUGAGGGCCUGACACCUGCCCCGUGCCUGGUCACAUUCCCCUGGAUAGAGGCAGCCAGAAGUGGGGGUGACAGCCCCCAGGCAGAGCCCAGGCUUGCAGAGGAGGCCGAGGGCUCUGCUGGACUCCAGCUGCCCCUUCCCUCCAUCCCAUCCCCAUCCCAAGAGGGAGCCCUACUUCCUGCCGAGGAGGCCAGCACCCCGCCCACCCUGCCUGCCUCACCCAUGCCCACUGGCAGCCCACAGCCUGCCACCGAGCCAGUCCAGGCCCUGGACAGCGACAGUGGCAGCAGCUUCCCUGAGCUGGAGGCACCAGGCAGUGAAGACGAGGACACGACUGAGGCCACUUCUGGUGUCUUCACUGACUUGUCCAGCGAUGGCCCACAGGCUGAGAAACCAGAUGUGACACCAGCCUUCCGCUCCCUACAGAAGCAGGUGGGGACCCCCGACUCCCUGGACUCCCUGGACAUCCCAUCCUCAGCCAGUGAUGGCGGCUCUGAGGUCUUCAGCCCAUUAGCUGUUGGCACCCCUGGCGGGCAGCCCCGAGCCCUGGACAGCGGCUAUGACACGGAGAACUACGAGUCCCCUGAGUUUGUACUCAAGGAGGCGCAUGAGCCCUGUGAGCCUGAGGCCUUUGAGGAGUUGGCCUCAGAGGGUGAGAGCCCCGGGCCAGAGACUCGUCUUUCCGCCUCCCUGGGUGGCCUCAGCGAGAAGAAUCCCUAUCGCGACUCUGCCUACUUCUCAGACCUGGACACGGAGCCAGAGCCCCCCUUGGGCCCCAAGGAGACGCAAGGAGGUGUCCCAGUCCCUGGGCCAGAGCCCGAUCUGGAGAGCCCGAAGAGCCCCAGGCUGCCGUCUGCACAGCCCUCCCCUGAGUUGGGGAUGCUUGGGGAGGCACAGGGCUCUGGCCCCAGGGAGGUGCCGCCACUGCCACUGCCUGAGGACUCUUCCCCAGAGCCAACCGCCUGCCCCAGGGGCCCCAGGCUGGAGCCUCCCUGGCCCCAAGACCCAGCCCAGGUGCCACCCAUGCCCAGCCCCGGGCGCUCUAAGAUUUUCCUGCUGACUCCGGUGCGGCCCAGCUCAGGAAGCCACCGCCCCGAGCUCCAGGAGACCCUGGCACUGCUGUCAGGGUCGGGCCUGCAGGAACGGACAGGGGGCCCAGGUGCCCCCAGAACCCCACUCUGCCUGGCCCUGCCGGCAGUCCCCGCGGCGCCAGAGGCGCGGCCGGAGGAGGAAGAGGAGGACAGCGAAGACAGCGACGAGUCGGACGAGGAGCUCCGCUGCUACAGCAUCCAGGAGCCGAGCGAGGAGAGCGAAGAGGAGGCGCCGCCUGUGCCAGUGGUGGUGGCGGAGAGCCAGAGUGCGCGCAACCUGCGCAGCCUGCUUAAGAUGCCCAACCUGCUGUCUGAGGCCUUCUGCGAGGACCUGGAGCGCAAGAAGAAAGCCGUGUCCUUCUUCGACGACGUCACCGUCUACCUCUUCGACCAGGAAAGCCCCACCCGGGAGCUCGGGGAGCCCUUCCCCGGCGCCAAGGAGUCGUCCCCCACGUUCCCGGCGGGCAGCCCGGGCUCCCCCAGCACCCCAGGCCGGCAUCGGCGGGCUGACUGCUCCCCCGACAGCCCCGCGGCCGAAGAGGGCGGAGGGUUCGAGUGGGACGAUGGCCUCCCGCUGACGCCGGCCCAGGAGCCAGUCCCGCGCGUCCCUGCUGCGCCCCCCAAGCCCGCCAAGCCCAGCCCCUUCUCUCGCUUCACUGUCUCACCAGCGCCUGCGUCCCGCUUCUCCAUCACGCACGUCUCCGACUCGGACUCCGGGUCCGUGGGAGGUGAGGUUGCGGUGGGGCUGGCGGGAGGGGAUACCGAGUCAGGACAGUGGUGAGGGCGGCCGGGAAGGGUACCUGCUGGGCGCGAGGCCCUGCGCUCGUUACUUCUCGUUUUCUGGACAAGCUCAGUUUUCAGACGGGGAAACUGAGGCUCGGAGAGGUCAGGUCACACCAGGCCUGUUUGUUGUGGCCACCUUGGCACGUUUCCUCACCGCCCUGAGGAGAUGCAGUGCCCCAGACAAAGCUGGCUCAGCACCCUCAGGAUGUAAGCUGGAUGCCCACUCCCCGCGCCCCGCCCCCCCACUCUUUUCUCCCUCUUACGAAGGCACCAGGCUGGACACUGAGUGCCCCCCACCCUGCUCUCUGACCUGCAGCAGCCUCUCCUGCCAGAACCUUCCCAGCCCCUGCUGGUCUGCCUCAUCCACCACCCCCCAUCUCAGAUCUAAUGGCUUGUCCAGAGAUGGUGGUGGUGGUUCAGGUGCCUAGGUGGGGCCCUACUCAGGGGCCUGAGCUCACCCCUCCCUCCAAGCUCCACUCCUGUCAGCCUCAGACCAGGUGGGCUCAUACCUGUCCAGUUGCCACCACCCAAUUCUGGUAGGCUUCCCUGAAAGCUCACUUCCACUAAGAUGCCCCUAGUUAUCUUGUCCCCCAGGCAGACACAGCCCCUCCCUUGCUGCCCUUGGCCUGAGGCUGCAGCCUCUAGGGAAGGACCUGCUGGCCUGUUUGUGUCACACAGUGUGCCCUUAAUGGAUGGCUGAACAAGCAAGGAGGUCACCAGGAGGCGAGUAUGUGACCCUGGCCAGCCCAGUCCUGUUCGGGUCUCAGUUUCCCCACCUGUAAAAAGAGGACUCAAGAGGGCUGAUGCUGAGCUUUGUUGGGCCCGGUCCCUGGUGAUGGGGUGGGAAGGAUAGUCGUCUGGCUCCUACCUAGAUAGGCGGGCAGGCCUGCUGCAGCCCCAGCUGCUCAGUGGCCCCUAAGCCAGGGAUUGAGGCCAGGUGAAAGUCCUGGGGGAGGGGACUCUGGCUGUCCUUGGAGGGGAGGGUGCUCUCAGGAGUCCCUGUGUCCCCAGUGUCUCCCUAAACAUGUUUGCCAGGUCCUACAGCAGGUGCUGGGGGCAGCUGUAAAGAGGCCUGAGCCCCAGGCAGCCCCUGCUUGGAGCCCCUGCCGGUUCUCUUCCCGGCAGCAGCGAGGAUGGUGACCGAGAGUGGUGGGGACUUUCAUCCUGGCAGUGGUCAGCAGCAGCUUCCAAGUGCUUCGGUGCCCCAUGCAGCACCCUGGAAGAGCAGGGCAGGACGAGAGGCCCCUCUCUGGCGCUGGACAUUAGAGCAUCUGUGCACACCAGCCCCGUGCUGCCCUGGGGGCAGGAUUUGUCCUGGACACUUGGGUUUGCUGCUAGGCCCUAGGGAUGCCCUACAGCCGCCCCUCACCCUGAAGCUGCCCCCCCCCCGGCCCCCGCUGUCAAGACUGCUUGGCCUCUGAGGCCAGGGGCCCUCGCAUGCCCUGCCCACAGGUUCCUGUGGUGUGUUGCAGGCUGCUGUGUCCUCACCCCAGGUGAGAGGGCAGGUACAGGCCUGCUAGGACGGCCUCUCCCUGCCCCCUUUGCCCCUUCUGCCGGUUCAGGGUUUGCUCAGUGCAAGAAGAGGACACCGGGCUUGUGUGUCCCCGCUCCAAGUGUGUGGCUGUUUCCCCUUCACUGAAUCAGUUAGACCGUAAGCUCUCCCUCCCCACAGGGUCUGGGCCGGCUCCUGCCUGGGUCCCACUGGAGCCCUGCGAAGGGGACUGAGGUGGGCAGCCCGAAAGAUGGGGGGCUUUCAGGUCGCAGUCCUGCUGCUUCAGCUCCUGUCUAGAGGUGCCUGUGGCUCCCCUCUGCAAGGUAGUGCCCAGCCCAGCCCAGCUGCCAAAGGAAAGUGGGGGCUUCCCCCAACGGUCAGUGUCAGGGGGUUCCUACCGCAGGGAUGGAGACAGUGGGAAGGGGUGGAGCUGGGAG
Messenger RNA from Balaenoptera ricei (Rice's whale), 6194 nucleotides. RefSeq names its product apoptosis associated tyrosine kinase (gene LMTK1). The transcript is spliced from 14 exons. Gene Ontology annotation, molecular function: ATP binding; protein tyrosine kinase activity. The record is from RefSeq and is a predicted model, not a curated record. Gene Ontology annotation, biological process: brain development; peptidyl-tyrosine autophosphorylation. NCBI's taxonomy places the organism in Eukaryota, Metazoa, Chordata, Mammalia, Artiodactyla, Balaenopteridae. The coding region runs from base 49 to 4263 and encodes 1404 amino acids.